Sphaeramia orbicularis (orbiculate cardinalfish) is the source of this 2542-nucleotide messenger RNA. RefSeq names its product purine nucleoside phosphorylase 4b (gene pnp4b). The record is from RefSeq and is a predicted model, not a curated record. Bases 289 to 1290 code for a protein of 333 amino acids. Gene Ontology annotation, biological process: nucleoside metabolic process. Gene Ontology annotation, molecular function: purine-nucleoside phosphorylase activity. NCBI's taxonomy places the organism in Eukaryota, Metazoa, Chordata, Actinopteri, Kurtiformes, Apogonidae. The transcript has 8 exons. Gene Ontology annotation, cellular component: cytoplasm.
UUCUGUUCACCAGAAUUCAUCCAGUCACAACAGACCUGGUUACCCCUAAAGACUGGAAGCUACACCUUUAUUAACUGUCUUUGGAUUUAUAUGAACCUCCUGCUGAACUUUUAUCCCAUGACUGUACAAACAGGAAAGGUCAAAGGUCACAGGCUAGCAGAGUCAGCGAACUUUCCUAUGUUUGCAUUCUGUGAAUCAGCCAAUCAGAAGAGGCCUGGCUCAUACUGUCCCUCUGUCUUGCUGCUCGUCUUCCUCUUCUUCCUCUUCUUCUUCUUCUACAGCAGGUGAAUGAUGCACACCAAAGGAAACUGCUGCUGUUCCUUCGAGGACUACAAACUGACGACUGACUGGCUGCUGAACCGGACAAAUCUGAGGCCGAAAGUUGCUGUGAUUUGUGGCUCUGGACUUGGCCUUUUGGCCGAUGCCGUCUCCAACAAAGUGAGCUUCAGGUACCAGGACAUCCCCAACUUCCCUGUCAGCACAGUCCCAGGUCAUGAGGGUUGCCUGGUAUUUGGGACAGUCGACGAGACACCCUGUGUGUUCAUGCAGGGACGUGUCCACCUGUAUGAAGGUUACUCCCUCUGUCAGGUGACGUUUCCUAUCCGGAUGUUUAAGCUGAUGGGGGUGGAAUCUGUCAUAGUAACAAACGCUGCAGGUGGAAUCUGUCCAGACUUUAAAGUUGGUGACAUCAUGGUUAUCAAAGAUCACAUCAACCUGCCGGGAUUUGCUGGAGAACAUCCACUGUGUGGACCCAAUGACGAGCGUUUCGGGAUCCGGUUCCCGUGCAUGUCAGACGCCUACAGUAAGCAGAUGCGCCGUUUGGCUGUAGAUGUCGGCACUGAUCUCGGCUGCAGUAAUUUUAUCAGAGAAGGAGUUUACUGUAUGGUGAGCGGACCAAACUUCGAAACCAUCGCUGAGGCCCGAAUGCUGCUGGUUCUGGGCUGCGAUGCUGUGGGUAUGAGUACAGUACCUGAAGUGACGGUGGCAAAACAUUGUGGACUCAGAGUUCUGGGUCUGUCACUCAUCACCAACAAGGUGUCUGUGGACUACAGCCGGGAGGAGAAAGUGAACUAUGAGGAGGUUCUUCAGAUCAGUAAAAUGAGGGCUGAGGUUCUGCAGAAGAUCGUCACACAGCUCAUCUCUCGUGUGGAUGAUGCGGAGUCAGAGUGCGGGUUGGACAGUGGGGUGGAAUUUGAUUGGAUCAUCACUAACGACACCGAUGCCCCAUCUUUGGAGGAGCAGCUACAGCCAAUCCUGAGUCUGGCCAAGGAAGCAGCUUCAUCAGUAUAAACUGAUCCAUAAACAGUGACUGAUUAUUGAAACACGAGGACACAGCAGGUCUGUGGAGCUGAUAUGCUGACAUGAUACCUGACAUGGUGACUAUUUAACUACAGAGUUUACGGUCUCAACACAAAACAUUACUGUACCUUAGGGUUAGAGUUACUUUGUUUUGAGCAUCUUGUAGACAGAGUCCAGAUUUCAGAACUUUUCUUCGAUGUUUUCACAUGUUUAAUAAGCUCAGAAUGUAUGUGUUUUAAGUGUGAGUGUAAAAACAGACUCAGUGUCUGUAUAACAAAAUCUCAGUCGCAUCAUCAUCAUAAACCACCAAAAAUAUAUUCAACCUUUAAUUAUCAAGUAAGGUUAAACUUGCUGUGUUUAAAUGUCUGUAUACCCACCAGUUCUCAGGUUUGACCAGUAGAGGAUGUUUUCACAUUAGUGAAUGUGUUUACAGGGUUAAACUCAAAUCUUUAAGACCAUCAUGAAUGUAAUUGUAGACCUGUUUCUGUUCUGAUCCAGAUCUGGCUGAAGUUACAUUAUAUCAGAGUGAAUUCAACAGAAACACUUACUGAGUCUAUGAGACUGUCAGACUGUACAGCAACAUUAUCAGACUGAUAAACUGUGACUGCAGUUUGAUGUGGUGUUUGUAGUUUUCUUGCCAAUUGUCAUCAAAAACACUUUUAAAACAGAAUAUAUUAAGAUAACAUUUGCUUCAUAGUCACAUACAUUCCAAGACCCAUUAGAAUGUGAUUUAAAACAUUUCAAUUUGUAAUAUUCAAGUGACAACUCAUUCAGGACUUACAUCUGUCAGGUCUUUGUGGUUCAAUUUCCUGUUGCUGCCAUUGUGCCUUUGAGUAGGACAGAAGCUGUGACUGAACUACCUGCAUUGAGACUAAACCUAGCAGUGAAAAUGUUCCAUCAACAAUAAAAUGUUUUCAAAAAGACUAAAAACUAAAUGAAAGAAAAAAUCUGGUCAACAUAAUUGAAAAUUAAAUAGAACUGCAGGUAAAGAUCAACUCAUAAUCCUUCUGUCUAAAAAAAAAAAAAAAUACAUUUUAUGGGGUUUUAAAAAUAAACCACAAUAUUUUCUCAUUUCCAGAUUCACAUUUCUAUUUAAAACUUGUAUUUUUCUAUAGCUUCGAAGGCUGAUAAUGCAAAACAUUCCUGUUAAUAUGUAAGCAGCCAUUUGGUUGAAGCAAAGCUGGAAGAAUGCGUUUGAAUUUUGUAAAUGAUAAUUGUUUUUAAAGAAAUGCAAAGAAUUUUU